Messenger RNA from Penicillium pulvis, 1368 nucleotides. Its product is annotated as cytochrome P450. Bases 1 to 1368 code for a protein of 455 amino acids. The record is from RefSeq and is a predicted model, not a curated record. Lineage: Eukaryota; Fungi; Ascomycota; Eurotiomycetes; Eurotiales; Aspergillaceae. The transcript has 4 exons. Gene Ontology annotation, molecular function: monooxygenase activity; oxidoreductase activity, acting on paired donors, with incorporation or reduction of molecular oxygen; heme binding.
AUGCUUGGACAACCGGUCAUCAUCCUGUCGACAUCCGAAGUAGCACAUGAGCUUCUAGCAAAGUGUGGAGCCAUUUUUUCGGACCGACCUCGUCUUUUCUUAGCAGCCGAGCUAGCCUUGAAGGGACUCAAUAUCCUCAUGAUGAAUUACACAGAGCAAUUCAAACACUAUCAGGGGUUACAGGUCUCCGUAUUGAAUGCGACUCCGGCAGCGGCAUAUCUUCCCUUUCAGACUCUGGAAUCACAGCAACUACUAGUCGACCUUCUGGAUACUGCAGGCGGUAGUGGUUCCGAUAAUAUUCAGGGGACUUUUCAACGCACAACUGCUAGCAUCAUCCACACAUUGCUGUAUGGAUUUCGUGUUAAAGACCCUAACGACCCCAUACUUCGUGCCGUAAUUAAAUUGAACGAUGAGUUCUCGGAAUUCGUCCAGGUUGGGGCGCAUAUUGUGGACCAUUUCCCUAUACUUAACAAACUACCUGGCUUCUUAGCCACAUGGCAAGCAAAGGCUGAGAAUCACUACACAACUAAAUAUGACCUCCGUGGUGAAAACUUCCGCCGAGGUAUUAAUUCUUCUUCUUGGAAUAUCUCCAAGUACCUCAAGAAGACUGUCGAGGCCGAAGGCCUUGGUAUGCCGGUGCUUGAGUUAGCAUUUGAGCUUGGUACGAUGAUCGAUGCCGCGCUAGAUGGUACUACUGCUGAUAGGAAAUAUAUAGGCAAUAGUGACAGGACUUCUUCUGUAACUACCGACAGCCUGAUCUGGUUUAUUGUGGCUUGUAUAACACAAGAUAACGGCUUCAUUGCUAAGGCAUGUGGAGAGCUAGAUGCUCAUGUCGGGCGCAACCGACUUCCCGUCCCAGAUGACAAGCCCAACCUACCAUAUAUUACGGCUAUUGUUGAAGAAGUAUUCCGUUGGCGGCCUGCUGGGCCUGAAGUUGUUCCUCACCUGAACAGAGAGGAGGUGACCUACAUUGGAUAUACCAUCCCUAAAGGGUCUGUUAUCAUACCUAAUGUUUGGACAAUCUCCCGGGAAGAGGCCGUGGUCGGCCCAAAGCCUGAUAAUUUCAUUCCGGAUCGCUGGCUUGACGAGGAUGGGCGGCAUUUUGCCUGCAACAUCAUUUGGAUCGUGGUCGCCCAACUUCUGUGGUUAUUCGAUAUCAAGGCUGGCUUGUCUGAGACAGGCGAGCCCACAGUGGUUGAUCCCAUUGCAUGCACCUAUGGCCUAGUUAUGCGGGCUCUGCCUUUUAAGACUUCCUUCAACCCUCGUGGUCCUUGGGUGCGAGAGGUCAUCACCAGGAAUGGUGACACUUACAGCAAGGAUCAUGGGGCUAUGCUUGACCAAAUUGGGGCAAAAUUCGCUAAGCUGUAG